GUCAGCGCAACAAGUUUGCAUAUGCGAGCUUGAGUCGGUCGGGUGGAGAGGGGCUCCAGCUGUCGGUGCGGUACGGACCGCUGCGCCUCUUGGCAGCCUGCUGCAGCGCAGGUGCUAGUAGCUCCAGCCCGGGCGCCCGGGCACCGGCCCCCGGAGUCCCUCCACUCCAUGCCACUGACUGCUGGACGCGUCCCCCGCACAACCGCUGAAUGACGGGAAACCUGGAACUGAUCCUGCAGGGGUCCUGCUCGUGAACCUCACAGCCUGGGCACCCAUUGGUCGGUCCCUCCUCCAAGCAGUGCUGCCUCCGUCUCAUCACCCGCUGGCAGUCCAUGUCCGCAGCUGUCAUCUGUCUUUCCCGCUCCCAAGUGACAAGUCCCAAACCCCCCGUACGCUUUCAUCACACGCCCACGCCCACGCCCACGCCCGCCCCCGCGUGGCAAUUCCGUCCAGCCCCAACUACCACCGAGGCCGAAUCGAGUAAUCCUUCGGCUUCCAAUUCUCUGCACCACCCGGACGCGCUUCGCCUCCCGUGCCCGCCCCCCCGACCCCAAGCCACGGCCGCUGUGGUGGCUGCUCGUCAAUGGACCCCGUCUCGCUCACGGGGCUGGCCAUCGGCGUCGCCUCGCUCGGCCUCCAGGUCUACACGGGCUGCAUCCAAGGCACACCUCACCGUCGCAUAUCCGCUCCCGGCCCCGCGCGCUUGCUAACACUCCCCUCUCACAGGCAUCCAGCUGCUCGUCACCGCCCUCGGCUACGAUGAAGAGUGCAAGUACCUCAACCUGCGCCUGCGCAUGGAGCAGCAGCGCCUCUUCGCCUGGAGCGAGACGUCGGGCCUGCUUGACCUUGACGCCAACAACCACGAUAAGAUCCUAGACUCCAACAUCUUCAACCUGCACCGCCAGACCGUCCUCGACCUGCUCGUCCAGGUCCAAUGCCUCUUUGACGAGUUUACCGCCCAUCAGCGUCGUCACAAUAACCUCAAGCCCGUCCGCGAUGACGACAAUGUCCUCGCUGCCCCCGACAAGGAUGCCCGCCAGGCCAGCUUCCCCAUGUCGCCGCGCAAGCGCGACUUCAUCAAGAAGGCCAUGGCUGGCCUGAAACUCAAGUCUGAAGGCGGCUGGAUGCGCCUGCGCUGGGUCUCAUUCGACAAGGAGGCGUUCGAGAAGCUCCUCGCCAAGUUCUCGGCGCUCAACGACAACAUGACCAACAUCCUCGACCACUCCCUCCAGGUUGAGAUCCGCGACACCGUGCAGGACACCAACCGCGGCGUCCUCCUCCUGCACCACAAGGUUGCCGACUUGAGUCAUCUCGUCCUCGCCCUCAAGUCGCAGCUCGAGGCGGGCAGCCCAGGCAUCCAGCGCACCGGCAGCCUGCUGAGCGCCCCUCUGUCUUCGACGCCCAUGUCCAAGCUCGAGCGCGAGGUCGGCCUCAAAGCCCUCCUGCAGCUCUCCAACCUGGCCAAGUUCAAGGCUUUUAAUGAGACAAUCGACCCCAAGUCUGGUCUGGCACCGACCAAAGGGGACGUGGCAGCGUACCAAUUCCUCGACCUCGCGAGCCCAGCCCAGCCGCGCAACGUGCAGGUCCCGCGGAACCUGGUCGAGCUCGACCCGGAGGUGGACGACUGGGAGUCGCCGCGAUGCGAAGCGCUCUUGACAACGGCCGAGGGCACCAAGAAGAGAGUGUGGAUAGAAUGGAAAGACUACGACAGCGCCGGCCAGCAUCCGGAUUCGCUGUCAAAAAGGGACAUUGUCGACCGCGUCCGCAAGCUGGCAUGCCUGUUGAACCACAGCCCAAAGCCGGAGGCGUUCCGCACGCCGCACUGCCUUGGCUUCUUUGACAAGGCCGAUCCCGACACGCCCGACGAGGAUGUCGACGUCAUCGACCGGCGGCUCGGACUCAUCUUCGAGCGGCCUCAUGACGACCAGCUGCACGCCUCGCUCCCGCCAGUAUCGUUGCACGACCUGCUACGAGACACGUCGUCGGUCCGCAAGCCGCGCGUGACGGAGCGUGUGCGACUUGCCCACGCGCUGAGCAACUGCGUGCUCUACCUGCAUGCCGUCAACUGGCUGCACAAGGGUCUGCGCAGCCACAACGUACUCUUCUUCCGCGCUCGUGGCGGCGGCGGCGUUGGCGUCGACUACAGCAGACCCUACCUCUCCGGGUUCGACUUUUCGCGGCCGGGCGGCCCCGAGGAGAUGACAGACGCCCCGGGCGACGACGCCGAGCACGACCUCUACCGGCACCCGCGAACGCAGUCGAACCGACGUGGCAGCGGCAGCAAUGGCGACAAGGAGGAAGAGCGGGAGCGGUCCAAGAAGAGCUUCGACGUGUACAGCCUGGGCGUCGUGCUGGUGGAGCUAGCGCACUGGCGGACGGUGGACGAGGUGCUGGCCCUGGACAUGCGCCGGGCGCGGGGCGACAAGGAGGUCGUGCGGAGGGUGCGCCAGCGGCUGCUGGCUGAGGACCGCGUCGCUGACUUGGGGGCCGAGAUGGGCGAGAAGUACGAGGAGGCGACGCGGGCGUGCCUCGCCGGAGGGGCGUCGCUUGGUCUCCGAGACGGCGACGACGAGACGGACGACGAGGUCGCCGAGAGAUUGUCGAUGAGAUAUUACGAGGAUGUGGUCAAAAAGCUGGGCAGCAUCGCGGUAUGAAAUUGCGAGCGAGCUUGGGGGGGUCCUCCCCGUCUAAGAGAUCAGCAUGCGUCCAUCACCCGCAUAGUCAGAUCGAUAUACGUAGGGAUCAGUCGUGGCAAAAAAA
Messenger RNA from Purpureocillium takamizusanense, 2760 nucleotides. RefSeq lists its product as uncharacterized. The record is from RefSeq and is a predicted model, not a curated record. Gene Ontology annotation, molecular function: protein kinase activity; ATP binding. Gene Ontology annotation, biological process: protein phosphorylation. NCBI's taxonomy places the organism in Eukaryota, Fungi, Ascomycota, Sordariomycetes, Hypocreales, Ophiocordycipitaceae. The transcript has a single exon. Bases 795 to 2654 code for a protein of 619 amino acids.